Messenger RNA from Daphnia carinata, 1841 nucleotides. Its product is annotated as putative ferric-chelate reductase 1 homolog. Gene Ontology annotation, molecular function: oxidoreductase activity, acting on metal ions. NCBI's taxonomy places the organism in Eukaryota, Metazoa, Arthropoda, Branchiopoda, Diplostraca, Daphniidae. The record is from RefSeq and is a predicted model, not a curated record. The transcript is spliced from 15 exons. The coding region runs from base 19 to 1794 and encodes 591 amino acids.
AUUGUCUAUUUUUUUAAAAUGCCUUCAUUUGUAAUGUUCAUAUUUUGUGGCCUCUUAAUGGUCUUAACGUUUAGCGCAAUCGAUGUGUCAGCAAAUCCUACAGGUGCCCCGACUGCGGCCUGUGAAUCUAUGACACCCAAUCAUGAUGGAGCUCCGUCUAACACUCCAUGUCCAUUUGAAGUCAUUCUCAAUCAGAAUCAAAUAUUUUCUAAUAGCAGCGUGAGGGUAACGCUUCAGCCAUCCCUGCCGUCGGGAUCGUUCAAAGGAUUUUUGGUGAUGGGCUUUGACAAAGUAACGGAUCGCGUUAUCGGAACAUUUCAAAUACCCCCAUCAUACACUUUGGGCAAAACAAUUGAUUGCAACAAGGAGUAUGAGAAUGCAGCAACGCACAAGUCUAACGACCCAAAGCAGAGUGUUACACUCGAUUGGAUUCCACCCGAAGGUUACGACGGUGAAGUCAUAUUCAAAACUACGUUCGUCGAGGAGUUUAUCAAAUAUUGGGUUAAGCAACCAUCUGGAAUAGUUAAGGUUGUAGCGUCAGAAAAUGCGGCGCCGGAGAGCACAACAAACGACGCAACAAAUACUCCGCCCCCUCUUCUAGACGUUUACGAAGGAUGUGGGGUAUCCAAAGGAUGUAUUGCCACACCUGAUGAUUGUGUUGAAUCGAAAAAUUGUACCAUGAUGGCGACAUACAAAAAACUGGAUAACGAUCUUCUUCAACUGGAAAUUUACGGUGAAAUCAAAGGGGACGAAUAUGUAGCUAUUGGAUUUUCUACCGAUUCGGGAAUGGGAUCUGAUAGUGUAGUUGAAUGCGUCAAGUACCGUGACACCCUCAAUGCCUAUCAAUCCUACAACACCCCAAAGCGGGACAAUCAAAGGCUUUUGUCGAAUUUACUGGGAUUCGUUAAAAUCAGUUCCCCUAUGUACGUUGACGGUUACAUCUACUGCAGCGUGCAACAUCCUAUUGUAUUUAGAAAUACCAUCGACUUUGAUCUGAAUGAACCUCAUUAUUUAUUGAUGGCCACCGGACCCACUGGCAAAGACAAUAUCCAAGAACAUUCUGAAGAAGAAAAAAGUGGGAUGUCUAUAGAUUUAACCAAAGAUUACAGCGUCUCGUAUUUUAAGGACUCAAGAGUAUUGAAACAAUUGCAUGGCUCGUUUAUGGUCAUCGCUUGGCUUAUGGCCGCUUCAAUUGGAGUCCUGAUGCCUCGCUACAUGAAAAAGACUUGGGUCGGAAAACAAAUCAUGAAAAAGGACCGCUGGUUUGUGUACCAUCGAGGACUAAUGGUGCUAGCCUGGACUCUGACGGUGAUAGGAUUCAUCAUCAUCUUCAUCGAUGUCGAUGGUUGGGUGUCGGAAUCCGUCUCCGAGAAUCCGCAUCCGCUAAUAGGGUGCAUCACUACAGUUUUGGCGUUCAUUCAACCUUUCAUGGCAUUAAUGAGACCUUUGCCCAAUGCGCCGAAUCGAUACAUUUUCAACUGGGCUCACAUGUUAGUUGGAUACUCGGCGCACAUUUUAGCAAUUACCUGUAUUUUUCUGGCGGUUGAAAUGGAUGAAGCCGAGUUACCCUAUGAGACUUAUUGGAUCUUAACGGCCCACAUUUGCUGCUACGUUGGCGUUCACGUUUUGCUUACCUUCCUAGCACGAAGAAACGCGGAUGCGCCUGAUGAAAUGAAGGACGGCAAACCGCGGUUGAAACAGGCUUCGUUCCAAAGGCAAAUUAUCAUCGCAUGUUACAUCUGCAUCGUCGUUGGACUGGGAUCAACUGUCAUUGCCUUCAUUGCUGGGGCAUAAUAUUUUUUUUUAUUUCAAAGCAACUGAAGAACAUAACCAAUAAAAUU